Rotaria sp. Silwood2 is the source of this 909-nucleotide messenger RNA. NCBI's taxonomy places the organism in Eukaryota, Metazoa, Rotifera, Eurotatoria, Philodinida, Philodinidae. The record is from the annotation of a GenBank genome assembly.
AUGAAUUUUGAAGUUUACAGCGAGAAAGUCAGUGUCGAUUCAUCAGCAACAUCCAUCAAUGAAACUACUACAGUAUUUGAUGAUCGUCUCGAAAAAACACUCAAUAGUCAAGGUCGAUAUGCUCGUUUGGGUAGCACAGGAAAAUUCUACUGUGGUGGUGCACUAGAUGGACCGCAGUGUAACUGUUGUAAUGGUGAAUGUGGGCCGACGAGUGGCUGCAAUUGCUCAUCGUGCAUGUUACUUGAUGUUCAGAAACGAGUUUUGCCUCGAGGAUGGCUUGUCAAUCGUGAUGGUGCAUCAGCACGAUGCAGCAGACAGAACCGAAAAACAUUUUAUUGUGGCCGAAGGGUUAUGCCAGAUGAUAGUAGAAGUGAUGGAUAUUGUGGACCUACCAAUGGGCCACAAUGUACAGCAUGUCAAAAACUGAACCAACAGCGACAUAGUCGAUAUAGUCAAAUUUGGACUGUAAGUGAUAAUUCAUCAACAAUGUCUACCAAUGAAAGUACUACAGUAUUUGAUGAUCGUCUCGAAAAAACACUCAAUAGUCGAGGUCGAUAUGCUCGUUUGGGUAGCACAGGAAAAUUCUACUGUGGUGGUGCACUCGAUAGACCGUGGUGUAGCUGCUGUAAUGGUAAAUGUGGGCCGACGAGUGGCUGCAAUUGCUCAUCUUGUAUGUUACUUGAUGUUCAGAAACGAGUUCUACCUCGUGGAUGGCUUGUCAACAGCGAUGGUGCGUCAGCACGAUGCAGUAACCAGGUGCCGACAACAUUUUAUUGUGGUCGAAAAGUUAUGUCAGAUGAUAGUACAAGUGAUGGAUAUUGUGGACCUAUUGAUGGGUCACAAUGUACAGCAUGCCAAAGAUUGAGCAAGCAGCGACGCGAUCGAUACAAGCAUAUUUGGAUUGGUUAG